Molecule: messenger RNA, 2552 nt
Organism: Ipomoea nil (Japanese morning glory)
Lineage: Eukaryota; Viridiplantae; Streptophyta; Magnoliopsida; Solanales; Convolvulaceae
Product: G-type lectin S-receptor-like serine/threonine-protein kinase At4g27290
Exons: 7
Coding region: 16-2469 (817 amino acids)
Biological process (GO): protein phosphorylation; recognition of pollen
Molecular function (GO): protein serine/threonine kinase activity; ATP binding
Source: RefSeq, a predicted model, not a curated record
CCAGGGCCCAGGAAAAUGGAAAUAACUUUUCUUGUAUCCCUUCUUCUCAUUUCUCUUCUGAAUACUAUUCCAUUCUCCUAUGGAGUAGAAACAAUUUCUGGAAACAAAUACAUAACUCAAAAUACAACUAUAUCAUCUCCCAAUGGAAGAUUCGAGUUGGGUUUCUUUAAAUCUGCUCAGUCUUCUAACUAUUACGUUGGUAUUUGGUACAAGAAUAUCUCCCCUAUAACAGUAGUGUGGGUAGCAAAUAGAGUCACCCCAAUCCCCUCCGCCGCAAUCCACUCCUCCAAAUUUCGAAUCCUCGCCGGCGACCUGGUGCUGCUAGACGGUGCACAAAACUUGGUGUGGUCUACCAAUGUCAGCGCAGCGAAACUAAGGUCUGUGCUAGCAACUCUCCGCGACGACGGGAACUUGGUAUUGAGCGACGAUGGCGUGGAUUCGAAAACCCCACUUUGGCAAAGCGUCGAACACCCAACAGACACAUUUCUGCCGGGUUCCAAGUUCGGAUACAACAAGCGCACCAAAACCAAACAAGUCCUCACGUCGUGGAAAACUCCCGACGAUCCAUCACCCGGGCUCUACUCUCUCGACAACGACGGCAACACGGCGUUCCAAUUGUGGAACGGCACAGAGGAAUACUGGAACAGCGGGCCCAAAUUCGGAUCCGGGAUUUUACGCACGUUGAGCUUGAAGCAGAGUCCGGUCUUCAAUUUCAGCGUCGUCGACAACGAGAACGAGAGCUACUUCACUUACUCGGUAAUUGAAUCGGUGAUAUCGAGAUGGAUUCUGGACGUAAACGGGCAACAGAAGUCGCUAACGUGGUUGGAGCCUACAAAGGAGUGGGCGGCGAUCAAUCUUGUUCCGGCGCAACAAUGCGACGUUUACGCGUAUUGCGGCCCAUUCAGCAUCUGCAAUGAAAAUUCAUCUCCGCUUUGCGCUUGUUUGUAUGGCUUCUCAGAGAAACAGCGGGGUUUGAAUGAAUCCUUCCAAGGCUGCGUAAGGAAGAGCAGAUUGAGGUGUGAGGAAACGGAAAGGUUCAAAAUGUAUACAAAUAUGAGAUUGCCAGGACAUCCUCAGAACACUACGGCUGGGAGUGAAGCAGAAUGCGAGUCCAUUUGUCAGAAAAAUUGCUCUUGUACCGCUUAUGCUUACAUCAAUUAUUGUUCCAUUUGGGUAGGACAACUUUUUAACCUGAAACAGCUUGGGAAAGACGAUAGCAAUGGAAGCACAAUUUACGUCAGACUUGCCCCUUCUGAAUUCCCAAAUAUCCAAGAUACAAACUCACAGCACUUGUCAGGGAAGCUCAAAGUUGUCAUUCCUAGUAUAGCAGUUGCUGCAGCAGCUCUAAUUGCAUGUGCUAUUUUCUACAUCUGUUUUAAAAGGAUGCGAACAGCAUUGAAAACAACAGAACAUGCAGCGGAAGCAAUGGUUCAAGUGAUAGAUGAAGAUACUGAUGAGAAUGGCAUUGGUGUUCAGUUCUUUACUCUCCAAAGCAUAUUGGAAGCUACAAACAACUUUUCCAAUGCAAAUAAGCUUGGAAAAGGAGGUUUUGGUCCGGUUUAUAAGGGUACGCUUCCGGAAGGGCAAGAAAUUGCAGUAAAAAGAUUAUCAAAUCAAUCUAGACAAGGUAUCAAUGAAUUUAAGAAUGAAGUUGUACUAAUUGCAAAGCUUCAACAUAGAAAUCUGGUUAAACUUGUUGGCUACUGCUCACAACUGGGAGAAAAGAUAUUACUAUAUGAAUAUAUGUCAAACAAGAGUUUAGACACCUUCAUAUUUGAUCAAACACGUCGACUGUUGUUGGACUGGAGCAAAAGGUUUGAUAUUAUAUUGGGAAUUGCUCGAGGACUUUUAUAUCUCCACCAAGAUUCAAGAUUGAGAAUCAUCCAUAGGGACAUGAAAACAAGUAACGUUUUAUUAGAUGAAGAUAUGACACCUAAGAUUUCAGAUUUUGGAUUAGCAAGAAUGGUAAUUGGAAAUGCAUUAGAAGCAAAUACGAAAAAAGUCGCUGGCACAUAUGGUUAUAUGUCUCCUGAAUAUGCACUGAGUGGACUCUUCUCAAUCAAAUCUGAUGUAUUUAGCUUUGGAGUAAUUAUACUUGAGGUUAUUAGUGGAAAGAAUAACAGGGCAUUCUUUCAAAAUGAAGAAAUUUCAAACCUUUUAGGCUAUGCAUGGAAGCUAUGGAAUGAAGGGAACAUAAUGGAUUUAGUAGAUGACUCGCUACACAAAUGUUGCAAGGAACAUGAAGUUUUGAGGUGUAUAAAUGUUGGGUUGCUAUGCAUUGAAGAAGAUCCAAAAUGUCGUCCCACUAUGCCUAAUGUAUUUUCAAUGUUGAUGGAUGAAAGUAUGACUUUACCUAGACCAAACAAACCUGCUUUUGUUACAAGAACACAAACUUGCAAUGACUCUUCUAGUGUGCCACCGGAUAAACCAUGUUCUAAUCAGCUCACUUUUUCAUUAGAAGGUCGGUAGAGAUAUGUAAUGAUGAUACAUUAUAUAUAUUGUCCACUUUAUACACUUUAUUGUAGCAAUAGUUGUUUGAAAAAUAAUCUUAA